Pistacia vera is the source of this 1181-nucleotide messenger RNA. RefSeq names its product heavy metal-associated isoprenylated plant protein 41-like. Gene Ontology annotation, biological process: rRNA base methylation. The record is from RefSeq and is a predicted model, not a curated record. Bases 1 to 1038 code for a protein of 345 amino acids. Lineage: Eukaryota; Viridiplantae; Streptophyta; Magnoliopsida; Sapindales; Anacardiaceae. Gene Ontology annotation, molecular function: rRNA (uridine-N3-)-methyltransferase activity. The transcript is spliced from 3 exons. Gene Ontology annotation, cellular component: cytoplasm.
AUGAUUAUCGCUGCUAGAGAAGAAGAAGAAGAGAAAUGGGUGAAACAUUACUCAUCAACCCAUCAAAUUCUUCUAGUGGGUGAAGGAGAUUUUUCCUUCUCUUUGUCUUUGGCCCUUUCGUUUGGCUCUGCUUUCAACAUCUGCACCUCUUCUCUUGAUUCAUACGUAAUUGUGGUCAACGAAUACAAGAAAGCAAAAUCAAAUUUGCGAACUCUAGAGAAGCUGGGAGCAUACAUUUUACAUGUUGUGGAUGCAACCAAAAUGAAGCUUCAUCCUCAUUUGCGAAUGAGGAAGUUUGAUCGAAUCAUCUUCAACUUUCCUCAUGCGGGCUAUCAUGGAAGGAACAUAAUUUGCUGGUAUCUUGAGGAACUUGCUUAUGGAAACUCCCUGUCAUUAAUCGAGUGCGUCAGUUUUAAGAAAGAAGAUUACCCUGGUUACAACAAUAAGAGAGGAGAUGGUUGGAGAUGUGAUGAAUCAUUUCGCUUGGGUGAAUGCAGUACCUUCAAAUUUAUAUUCUCUCAACCUCCGAAGAAAAAAUCUAGAAGGGCAAGGAACAAGAGAAAUGCUAACAGAAGACCUCACAGGUUUAAUAAGGCAAGGGAGACAUUGGCUAGAGCUGGUAAUGGUGUGGACUAUUUUGUUCAGGAACCGCACAGGUUUGAUAGUUUUAGACUCUCUCAACCUCCGAAGAAAAAAUCUAGAAGGGCAAGGAACAAGAGAAAUGCUAACAGAAGACCUCACAGGUUUAAUAAGGCAAGGGAGACAUUGGCUAGAGCUGGUAAUGGUGUGGACUAUUUUGUUCAGGAACCGCACAGGUUUGAUAGUUUUAGACAUCCUUCCACAAAUUUCAACAGAAAUAUGAAUGACCAACAAGAAAGUGCAAGGAUCUCUAGCAGUUGCUUCAAUAUUAUCAGGGAGACACUUGGAAGAGCUGGUCAUAGAGUGGACUGUACAGUUCAUGGAUCACUUAUUUUUGGCUCGGAAAGGGAUAUGGAAGAAGCAACUGAAAGAACCUUAAAUGGUUAUGCAUUUGGAUGAACUUCGCAGUUCAAACAGUGCGAGAUCAGCAUGGCUGCAGCCUGCAAAGCAUGGUGUUGGGUUCGAGCAGUGUGAGAUCAGCACGGCUGCGAAGCAUGGUGUUGGAUUUGUAAUGUACUUUUGUGGCUUGCCUACCCUUUUGC